This is a messenger RNA of Fraxinus pennsylvanica, 1443 nucleotides long. Lineage: Eukaryota; Viridiplantae; Streptophyta; Magnoliopsida; Lamiales; Oleaceae. The record is from the annotation of a GenBank genome assembly.
AUGGUUUAUUUAUCGACUUCCAAGAUCAGUCUGGUGCUUCUUUUGAAUAUGGGUCUGGUUAUUAUGUGCAUUUUGUGGCAAUUAGCAAAGAAAAUCUUCCUUGGAUCGCUGCGAGAAGCAGAAGUUGAAAGGCUGAAUGAGCAGUCAUGGAGGGAAGUUAUGGAGAUACUGUUUGCAAUCACCAUUUUCCGACAGGACUUCUCAGUUACAUUUCUUGCAAUGGUUACCACUCUACUCUUGAUCAAGGCUUUGCAUUGGUUGGCUCAGAAAAGGGUUGAAUACAUCGAAACAACUCCUUCUGUUCCUAAGCUUUCUCACAUCCGCAUCGUCUCUUUCAUGGGAUUUCUCCUCCUUAUUGACAGUCUCUUUCUGUACGAGUCUGUAAAAUAUUUGAUAGAAACCCGACAACCUUCAGUUUCUCUCUUCUUCGCAUUUGAAUACAUGAUACUGGCAACGACAACUGUGUCGACGUUUGUGAAAUAUGUAUUCUAUGUUAGCGACAUGCUUAUGGAUGGACAAUGGGAAAAGAAAGCUGUCUACACUUUUUACUUGGAGCUUAUUAGGGACUUACUGCACUUGACUAUGUACAUGUGUUUCUUCCUCGUGAUUUUUAUGAACUACGGUGUACCCCUUCACUUGAUCCGGGAGCUUUACGAGACAUUCCGUAACUUCAAAAUUCGCGUGGCUGAUUACAUGCGUUAUCGAAAGAUCGCUUCAAAUAUGAAUGAUCGUUUUCCAGAUGCAACACCUGAAGAGCUUGAUGUAAGUGAUGCAACCUGCAUCAUAUGUCGUGAGGAGAUGACAACAGCUAAGAAACUUAUUUGCGGGCAUCUUUUUCAUGUGCACUGCCUGAGGUCCUGGUUAGAAAGACAAAACACGUGUCCUACUUGUAGAGCCCUUGUUGUACCACCUGAAAAUGGCACUUCUGUGACUGGAUCGAGCACAGAUGUUCAUCAACAAGGUACAAGCGCAGCCAGUACAUCUCAUGGCUCAGUUGGUGCAAAUGCUAAUAUCACUCGGCAUCAGGCUAGACUCCAAGCGGCUGCUUCUGCUGCCUCAAUAUAUGAGAAGUCUUUUGUUUAUCCUUCUCCAAAUACUCUUGUCUGGUCACCUGGAUAUGCUUUACCUCCUCAAACCUUAGCACAUCAGGACUCUAUGUUUAUGGCAAAUUCAGCUGGACAGCUUCCUGAAGGGAACGUGCAGUAUGGAGCAGGGUUGGGAAGCAAUUUUAAUGCACCAAAUUCACAACUGGAUGCACAGAAGAAACUCAUCGAGCACCAGAUUGAGUUUCUGCAACUCCAGCUGAAGCUCCUACACACAUCAGAUGACAAGAGGACCAUGGAUACUGGAACACCUGACUUCAAGGGAAAGGAAGUUUUAUCAUCAUCUUCAGCUAUUCCAGACUGUAGUGAGAAUAGCAUUUCUGAAGGUGUAGAUAGAUAG